Messenger RNA from Malaya genurostris, 1437 nucleotides. RefSeq names its product alpha-tocopherol transfer protein-like. Lineage: Eukaryota; Metazoa; Arthropoda; Insecta; Diptera; Culicidae. Bases 110 to 955 code for a protein of 281 amino acids. The record is from RefSeq and is a predicted model, not a curated record. Gene Ontology annotation, cellular component: membrane. The transcript is spliced from 5 exons. Gene Ontology annotation, molecular function: phosphatidylinositol bisphosphate binding.
UAAAGCCGGGUUGAUAAUUAUCGUUUAGUACACACAGCGAUUGUAGCUCAUGCUUGAUGGAAGUGUAAAAUAAAAUUUAUUGUAAGAGUUUGUGCAACGCUUUUCAAAUAUGGAAAAUCGUGACCGUAAUAGUGACGGAGAAAGUGGUGUUAUCACAAUAAUGAAUUGGCUAACGAACCAGCCUCAUUUACCCAAACUUUCAGAAAACGAUGCCCUCUUGUUUCUUCAUUGCAACUACUAUGACGCUGAAGCUGCUAAAAAGACGAUUGAAGAGUAUUACACUUUUCGAACUAAUUGUACUGAUUUGUUCACAAACCGAGAUAUUGAAGAUCCGGACAUUCAGAUAGCACUGAAAUUAUCAAUGUUCACUGUGCUUCCAAAGUCAACACCUGAGGGAUACAGGAUAGCAUACUGUCGGUUGAUAGACACAGACACAACUAACUACGUAUAUCUUCACAAUGUGAAACUACUUGUGUUAUGUCUUGAUUUGUGGAUGAAGGAAGAAGCUCUUGCGCCAGGGCAUAUUAUAAUUUUCGACAUGGAUGGAAUGAGCCUAAGCCACGUGGCCAAGUUGAAACUUUCAGUUCUGCGAAACUACAUCUACUACACUCAGGAAACACUCCCGAUUAGACUGAAGCAGCUGCAUUUUCUAAAUGUUGUCCCUUUCAUUGAUAAAGUCAUGUUUGUGGUAAAACCAUUUUUACAGAAAAAAGUUUUAGAUGUUAUACAUAUGCAUACUAACAAAGAUUCGAUGCUCGAGUACGUGCCGGAGGAAUGUUUACCGGAAGAAUAUGGAGGUAAAGCAGGAACACUUGAUUAUCUUAGAGAAUCGUUCUACCAAAAGUUAGUUGAUAGAAGAAUCGAAUUUCUAGAUGAAGAGAAAGUAAAUAUUGUAGACAACAAAAAACGGAUUCAAGUACCUAAACCGUUUAUGUUUGGUUUGUUUGGUAGAUAAUGGCUGAAGUCAUAAUAAAUGUACUAAUCGCAAUGUGAGGCCGGGUGUAAAUAAAAAAAAUCCUAAAACAUACGUGUUAGUUUUUUCUGUCAUUUGUUUUAUAUAUGGAUUUAUAUGAUUUAACUACCAAUCUUCUAAAACUUCCAACUUAAAUGUGUAUAGCCAAAUUGUUAAAGUAUUCCAUUAGUAUAAUAUUGAAUUGACCCAUCACGAAUCAAACAAAACACGUUAACAGAGCAUAACAUAACAUAACAUGUUAUGUAUAUAAAGAUUAAAGGUUGAAAUUUUUCCCAUAUUUCUAAGCAGUUCGGACGGCGCAACAAACUUCAAUGCACUCAGUUGAAACUGGGAAUCAGGGUUAAAUUUGUAUGUUUCAGGAGAAUAAUCUGUAAAUCUGUAUCGAAGGAUCAAAGUUCUGUAUUGAAAAUCUGUACAUGAAAAUGAUAUGAAAUAAAGUGCAACGAAAUGAAAAAGUUAUUAAA